Molecule: messenger RNA, 339 nt
Organism: Staurois parvus
Lineage: Eukaryota; Metazoa; Chordata; Amphibia; Anura; Ranidae
Source: the annotation of a GenBank genome assembly
GUGCUGUGUUCCGCGGACACAGCGGAUCACGGAAAGAGCCAAAGAUGUCGGCUCGGUCAUGUGAUCAGCUGUGGCACUGAUGAUCAGUGUGCCCUUAUGAUCAGUGUGGCCCCAGAAGUGCCACCUGUCAGUGUCCAUCAGUGCCAGCAGUCAGCGCUCAUCAGUGUCACGUGCCAGUGCCACAUCAAUGCCACAUAUCAGUGCCUACCAGUGCACAUCCAUGCCACAUAUCAGUGCCCAUCUGAGCUGCCUUUCAAUGUCACCCAUCAGUGCCAGUCAGUGCCACCAAUCAGUGCUGCCUGUCAGUGCCAGUCAGUGUCGCCUAUCAGUGUGCAUCAG